Messenger RNA from Haliotis rufescens (red abalone), 2353 nucleotides. RefSeq names its product fibronectin type 3 and ankyrin repeat domains protein 1-like. The coding region runs from base 1156 to 2220 and encodes 354 amino acids. NCBI's taxonomy places the organism in Eukaryota, Metazoa, Mollusca, Gastropoda, Lepetellida, Haliotidae. The record is from RefSeq and is a predicted model, not a curated record. The transcript has 4 exons. Gene Ontology annotation, molecular function: protein binding.
AAAUGCGAAAAAAAUUUGGCGCAUGUCACACGGGCAAUCGGCAUUUCAAUCUUAUCACUAAAUAGGACCAGGUGUAUAUUCCCUUCUUCACACAACCAAACACCGUACCAAACAUCUUGUCGUACCGGCUACAGUUUCUGCCUCAGAUAGUAAGCUGAUUUGUGAUGGGUGUACUGCCGCCAUCGCUCGGAAUGCUGAAUUAUGACAGUGCUGCAAAGAGUUUUCCUGACACUGAAUUACCACUGUGUUGUACACGCGCUUAGUCAAGUAUACCUGAUGCUCUUUUACAUUCAUUGUAUAUCAUCAUGAAAAUGUCAUCACUGAAAUAGUUAUCUGUAGCAUGUCGUAUAUCGACGUUUGUAAUACUCUAUAGCAAGAGACGAGGUAAAAUGCAGCAGUUUCUGUAACUAGUAAAGAGUGUUUGUAUGGGAGAGGGGGGGGACUAAAACAUCGAGCAAAGUCACUUGGAACAACAAAUAAUUUACGAUGGUUCGCAGCACUCUACAUUUAGUAGCCUGUUAUCAUCAAUUGACAAAGGCAGUAUGCAGACAGAGAAGCCAUCAAGACAGUUGUCGAUUUGACGAUAUAAAAAUUGUGUGAACUGUCCAUUGUCCUCAGACGUUGAAAUGGACGAGAAAUAUAUGUUCCUCCAGAAUUACACUGGUGGACGUCAUAUCCUGGUCAAAAUAUAUAUACCGAUGUACAUUGAUUCUCAGUGACAACAAACACCUGAGAAUAAUUCAAAUACACAGGAAUAACAUAGAAGGCAAUGACAAUUAGAAAACAGUGUUCAGCAUUUCACCUGUAUGUACUAGAUCUAUCCAGUUUUGUUAUUCAUAGUAUUGAUCAUCAAAUACAGUUCUAGAUAUCAUGCAACAACGAAAUAACGGACCAACUUGCGGGCGUCAAUGCAUUGUCAUUACAAAUCUUCCUACAAUCAAGGAAGUCAGACUAAAAUACUAAUCAUUCCAUAAUUGGGAAUAAAGAGUAGGUAGCUGAUGUAAUACCCUCAUCGAAUGUUCCAAUAUAAUAAAUGCACAUAUUCUGUGUUUCAGUUUAUUUGAGACCCGGUCUCUUCUGUGUACAGCAAUAUAAACUAACAUGUUUAGUCCUAAGUCCUUAUAAUGGGAACAUAUAAAACCCUUAAAAUAGCAUAUGUUUACGAGCCUAGUCAUUAUGAUAUCUGAACUAUUGGGAUGUUUGGCAAGGACUAUAGGACGAGUGCCAAUUUCUAUCGCUGGUGUGGUAUUGUUCAUUUAUGAUGGAUGUUGUAUUACAUUCAGUUCCUGCAACAUUUCAAGCAAGGGAAAACCCGGGAUCGAUUCCCCCACAUGGGUACAAUGUGUGAAGACCAUGUCUUGUGUUCCCCGCCCAGAUAUUGCUGGAAUAUUGCCAAGAGCGUGUAAAACCCAACUCACACAACCCAACCGAACAGCAUAUUUUGUGUUUCAGCAAGUCAACAAUUGGCAGCAGCACCCCACCAGUGCCCCCAGUCGGAACAGGAGCCACAGAGAAAGGGCUGAACAGAUAACAGUGACAAGGUCUGAUCUACAUGCCUCGAGUGAUUCGAGUCGGACUGAGAGGACACCAGUGACGACCACAAAAACACCUGCUACACAGGCGACUCCAUCACCAGCAGACUGCGACGUCCUCAUGGACGCCAGCAGAAGGGGGAACCUGGAGGAGAUGAAGCGGCUCCUGACUCUGAAUGUCGACGUCAACUGUAGGGACAGUAAUAGCAGGACACCGGUGAUGUGGGCAGCAGGGUUUGGACACGGAGAAGUGGUGGAGCUCCUGGUGAGGAAAGGAGCCGAUGUGUCACUGGUGGACGAGGGCGGUAGCAGCAUUCUUCACUUCGCCUGUUAUGCAGGAGACAUGGAGAUGGUUAAGUUUGUGCUGUCACUGAACGUCUUGGACAUCGAAAGUAGAGGAGCGUUGAGCAGGACACCGGUGAUGUAUGCAGCAAGGUGGGGACACAGAGACGUGUUGGAGCUCCUGGUGAGUAUAGGAGCCGAUGUGUCACUGGUGGACGAUGACGGUGACAACAUCCUUCACCUCGUCGGUUGGGGAGGAGACAUGGAGACGGCGAAGUUUGUGCUGUCACUGAACGUUGUGGACAUCGACGCCAGGAACAACGACGGGCGGACAGCGGCGGACGUGGCGAGAUCCGGGAGACGUCGGCAAAUUGCGGAUCUGCUGGAGUCCCGCGGGGCUCAGUGACGUCAGUGCCGUGUUUGUGUAGACGGUGAAGAAGACCUGGCAGUGACGUGGUGUGCCGUUCACGUCAUCGUGUGUCUUUAUUUACGUGAAACUGUUUGUUGUUUUGGGGGAUGAAUAAAACUUGUAAAAGCUU